Messenger RNA from Trichogramma pretiosum, 6778 nucleotides. RefSeq names its product metal transporter CNNM4 (gene uex). NCBI's taxonomy places the organism in Eukaryota, Metazoa, Arthropoda, Insecta, Hymenoptera, Trichogrammatidae. Gene Ontology annotation, cellular component: plasma membrane. The coding region runs from base 746 to 3652 and encodes 968 amino acids. Gene Ontology annotation, molecular function: transmembrane transporter activity. The transcript is spliced from 10 exons. Gene Ontology annotation, biological process: magnesium ion homeostasis; transport. The record is from RefSeq and is a predicted model, not a curated record.
UUACAUUCACACGCAUACAUAUACCUAUGUAUAAUAUAAUAUACUCCUUUAUUAUAAAUAUACGUGGGAUAAGUAAUAAGUGAUAGUUGACAACGUCUCUCGCGUGCUCAUUGUCCUUCGUCGGCCACGUUUUUAUCUAUUCCGCUUAGAUAUUACAAUCGGCAACAAAUCAAAAUUGUCCAAUCUUCGUCGCUUGGCCACAUGUGUGUACAUAUGCGCGCCUAUGUAUUGUGAGUGGGCACCGACAUACAUAUAGGAACUGUGUAUCGUGUCUCUGUGUACGUCUGUGUAAAGCUCGUCGUCGUGUGCAGUGUGUCUCUUUAAACGAAAGUAAACAACAAAGCUAAAAAAUACCGCACAACGUUGCUGUGCCGCGCGUCGUCACGGUGCAGCCUUACAUGCACUCCGAAGACUCCCUGCGCGUGUUUUUAACUCAAAAGUGCGACCGCAUCGGGUCUACGUGUGCGUGAUCUUAUAGUGCCCGUAUUAUAUACGUACGCCGAUCAUCAAAAUACCAACGACAAUAAUACGUAUAUUAUAUCGCGAGUGUUUCCUCCCUGUGUCUGUGUUUAUCUGAAGCAACGCUCUCGAAAUUUGCAGCGGUGUACGUGCGUGCAUUACAGUCUACUCGUCGGUAGAUACUCGUUUCCCAGUUUCAGCAGCGGAGUGCCGAGAGAGUACGGAGCAGUGUGCGAAAGAGUAGUAGUGUAGUGUCGGUGCUGCGUGUGUGGUGUGUGAUAAUAUUAUGGCGCAGCAUGCGCGCUUGCCGGUAGUCACACUACCCUGGUACUGCAGCUGCAGCCUUUUCAUCAUCGUCGUCUCCGUUGUUUCUACUGUCACGGCAUCCUCAAUAGCACUGCACAAGAAUGAAGCAAUUUUGAAACAAGCCCGAUUGAUUAGUGACCAAUCAUUGGAGCUCACUUUCAAUCAGCCAUCCACUAUCGAUGAUCAAUUGCUCACUUGGAGCUACAGCGAUGAUUGUAAUGGUGCUGCUUCCAUGAAAAGACUCGAAACUGUAGAUAAUGAAAAAACAACUAUUUUGUAUCAAUUGCACACUCCUGUUGACAAAGUGGAAAAAUUUGUGCUUUGCAUCGAUGGCAAACCAAGCAAUAUUCCUAUACAAAUUAACAAGUUGCAAGAGGAGGUGGCCGAUGCUCCACGCUCGCGCCGAGAGUACUCGGGCCCAGCCGACAAGCUACGUAUCGAGGGCUUAGUCAUCGAGCAGGCGGAAAAAUUGCACCAGGAGGAUGACGGCACGAUUAAAAUACUCGCCGAGCGCAAGGCCACCAUCAGAUUGUUCGGGGUUGGCCUGACCAGUCGCACCGUCGUCGCUUUCACGGAGCAGCCCGGAAAAUUCGGCGACGUUUGCGACAAGAUCAAGUCGCAGGAAUUUCCAGUGCGAGAUUUGGUGGGCGACAUCACCGCCGCGGUAGAUAUCAUCUUACCGAAGGGUCAGCCUUUUUACAUCUGCGCUAAGCAAGCUAGUGAUGAGUCUUCGCCGGAGUACCCCUCCCUGUAUCACCAUCAGGGCUCGGAAAAAUACAAGAUGAUUCACACCUACACGAGUAUGCUACCAUUAUGGCUGUGCAUAUGCAUCAUCUGCACUUGUCUGUCAUUUUCCGCGCUGUUCUCGGGUCUGAAUCUGGGACUCAUGGCUAUCGACAGGACCGAGCUAAAGAUUCUUUGCAACACCGGUACAGAGAAAGAAAAACGCUACGCUCGAACCAUCCAACCCGUCAGAAAUCACGGCAAUUACUUGCUCUGCUCGAUCCUCUUUUCCAACGUCUUGGUCAAUUCGAUUUUCACCAUCAUUCUCGAGGAGCUGACCUCGGGCUUCGUCGCAGUCUCGUGCUCGACCCUGGCCAUCGUCAUAAUCGGCGAGAUUUCACCGCAGGCCAUCUGCAGCAGGCACGGCCUGUGCGUGGGCGCGAAAACCAUCUACAUCACCAAGCUCACGAUGCUCAUCACCUUCCCUCUCAGCUAUCCUAUAAGCAAACUGCUGGACUUUUUGCUUGGUGAAGAAAUCGGCAACGUUUACAACAGAGAAAGACUCAAGGAACUUGUCAAGGUUACUACUGGAUACAACGAUCUCGAAAAGGAUGAAGUCAACAUCAUCGCCGGUGCUUUAGAAUUACGAAAGAAAACCGUUGCAGACGUUAUGACUCGUAUCGACGAUGUCUACAUGCUAAACUACAAUCGUACACUCGAUUUCGAGACAGUGUCCGAGAUUAUGUCUUCAGGAUUCUCUCGAAUACCGGUGUACGAAGGUGCUCGUACCAAUAUCAUCACUAUGCUCUACAUCAAAGAUUUGGCUUUUGUCGACCCCGACGACAAUAUGCCGCUAAAAACACUCUGUCAGUUUUAUCAAAACCCCUGCAAUUUUGUCUUCGAGGACGUUACGCUCGACGUCAUGUUCAAACAAUUCAAGGAGGGACACAAGGGUCACAUGGCUUUCGUGCAACGCGUCAACAGCGAAGGCGAGGGCGAUCCGUUUUACGAAGUCAUUGGUCUUGUUACCCUCGAAGAUGUUAUCGAGGAGCUCAUUCAGGCUGAAAUUAUCGACGAAACGGAUGUUUUCACUGACAACAGAAGUAAACGUAAGCGCCAAGCCCGGUCAAAGGUCCCAGACUUCACGAUAUUCGCUGAAAAGAAAGAAAAUCAACGUAUUCACAUCUCGCCUCAGUUGGCUCUGGCCAUGUAUCAAUAUUUGUCGACGAGCGUCGACGCUUUCAAAGCCGAUAACAUUUCAGAGGUCAUUCUACAUCGUCUUCUGAAGCAGGAUAUAAUUUUCCACAUCAAAGUGAAAUCACGAGAGAAAGCUCGCAACGAUCCUGCAGCCAUUAUUUAUCAACAAGGCAAACCAGUUGAUUAUUUCGUUCUCAUAUUGGAGGGUAGAGUCGAAGUUACUGUGGGAAGAGAGAAUCUUGUAUUCGAGAGUGGCCCGUUCACAUUUUUCGGAAGUCAAGCUCUGACUAUGAAUGUUGGCCUUGGUAAGGCUCAAGCAGAAUCACCGACGAGCUCGAAUCCGCAGAAUUUGGGAAGCGUCCAGUCCGUGAAUUUAGACGCGAUGUUGCGCCACCACUUCGUGCCAGACUACACGGUGCGCGCGGUAACCGAGGUGUUUUACGUGCGAGUCAAACGAUCCCUGUACUUGACGGCGAAACGAGCCACGCUGCUCGAGCGCACGCACAAGGACAUGAAUCAAGAUCAGUUCGACGACGAGGUGGAAAAAUUGCUGCACUCGCUGGACGACGACGAUCGAAGCGCUCCCGAGUCGCCGAUUCUGCCGAAAGACAAGGAAUUGCCGGAAUUGCGCAAGGACAGCGGCGCUCCGCAAGCUUCGCCGAUGCGGCAUUCGUCGCUGCCGGUCGUUGCCUUGCCCGUGAGCGCAAGUCCAAACACCAAUUCGAAAUUCAUCUCGAAAAAUAAUCCAAAUGGACAGUUGAAAAAUUCACCAGCCAAGAAAUCCCAAUCACCGGGCUCGCCAACAACUCCAAUAACUCCUCAUUUAAAACUUGAUUUGGACGCUGAAAUAAUGGCUCGACAGACGGAGGCUGCACGUCUUCUCACUUCAGAGAAGCCUAGCAAAAAAUCCAGCGGAAACGAAGACGAGGAGAGGACGAUUCUAUUGAAUAAGCAGGACAAUUCUUAACAUUUAGCCAAUGGCCGACAAGAAUCGUCGGCACCGAGCGUUUCAGUAAAUGAUCAGCAGCAGCAACAGUGCGACGAUCAAAGUCACGAAACGUCUGCGUGACAAGAUCUAUAGAAAUCCAUGGUGUUAUAAAUGGCCUCGAUACUUAAAGAUUAAGAAAAUCAGCGUCAAGUACUAUGCAUUGGUUUAUGUACUAUUUAAAGAACGAGGAUCAAUUAUGUCUUUAUGUAAAACGAGACUUUGUACGAUAUAAUGCGUUACAGCGUGUUUCGGCACUGAUUUCGAAUGGUUUGAUACGGUCGCACUAUGUGAGAGCUUAAAAUCGGCAUUUUUUAGUGAAAUGCUUUACCGACACAUGACAUUUUAUUUAUACAAAGUUAUAGUUGUUACUUGUACGUGCGUAACUUAUACACAUAGAUAUAAAUAGGUAUACUACGCGAUCGUUGAUGGUUUUUAUGUAUGAAAAUAGUAAAUGCGCAAGCGUAAUCGAAAUUGAAAAUUAAAAAUAUAUGUUAUCAUAUAAUUCGUUGGCUCUUUGUAAUGUUUUAAAACACAAAUCGAAUGGACACGCGAUCAGUAUAUGAGUAUUUUUUUAAUGUUAACACUAUUGUUCUAUUGUUAGUGCUUGUAAAACAAAUAUGAUGCGUUUUAGCGUCUGUGUUUUUUGUAUUGUUGAUGAUGAACAAUUUAUCUGAUGAUGCUGAGUGUCGGUAAAACUAAUUCACUGUUAGUAUGGAAGAUGAAGAAUUGAUUGCUGUGAUAUCAUAUUUUUAUAAAAGUUUGCUGUAUUUUUUUUCUUUUUAAUUCUUAUAAGUCAGAAAAUCAUAUAACUAUGUUUGUCAUUUAUAUUCACAGAAACUAGAAAUGUAGUUAUAGAAUGAAUGUUUUCACCCGAUCAGUCAUAUGCAAUAAUGGAAAUUAGAGUUCCAAAAAAUUCAAUAUUCGUUUUUACGAUUUUUAUGUGAUACGAUGUACAAAAAUUAAAAGUUCUAUCUGUCAUCAAGCCAUUCGAAAAUCUCUGCCAUUAAAACACCACUAACAAAUUCAAAUGCAAUAGUUACAUUGUCUUGUACGUAUUGUAUUUAAAUGUGUAAAUAUUUAGGAUAUUGAGAUUACUUCCACUCAUAAAUCGAAUACGUUUCAAUGCCAAGUCUAUGUGGAAAAAUAGAUAUAGACUGAUUUGUUUACCUAUUCGUUCAUGAACGUUUAUUUGACACUUUGUAACUAUAACUAUAGUUAUUCAGAAACUCCUCUUCACCAUUUCUGCAAUGAGCUUACUUAAGUAGCAAAGAAUUUUUUUCAUCAACCUUAUGGGGUUCUUUUUCUCUACUUCACGACAAUUUGUCCAUAUUUUUUAUAUCACUUUUGAGGAGUUACUUUAUUGUAAAAAGUACGAAUUAUUCAAUUGUAAUUUAUAAAGUUUAUACAAUUUUUGCAGUUUAUUACUGUAAAUAUAUCAGUAAAUUUGUUUUUUAUAAUUUUAUCGGGUUUCAAUAUGUUGUAAUUAUGUCUUAAGUUAAUUAAAUCAUGGAAAGCUCGAGUCUUUCGUGUCGAUACGAAUUAUACUUUUCAGUGGAAGUAAGAUGCAGUGGUCUUUUGUAAAAAAGAUUUUUCAACUAAUUGUUAUAAUCAAAGCAUUUUUAAAUGUCUUCGUCGUAAACGCAAAAUAUUAUUUACAAUAAUAUAUAUUAUUUAUAUAAUAGUAACUAACAACGAAAAACUAAAAUUAGGCUUACACAUCUCGUGUCACUAUUAAUCGUUAUCGUGAAUUCGGAGUAUACUUUUCGUAAAAGACAAGUAAUGUUUCACAUUUGACAGUUUGAAUGUGUUAACUCGAGAAGAGCAAAGACAAACUUUUCGAAUUUGUUAAUAUCCUACGGUUAUUUUCAAAAAGAAAAAAAUCAAUCGAACAAAUUGUACGUGUUUAUGUUUUCAUUACUCAUAAUAAGUAAUGACAUGUGCUAGUCUGUUACUUUGUGAAUGUUUUCGAGUAUUUUUCAUUUCCACUUAUUUAUAAACUAUGUGUGGUAUAUUAGAAAACUACUUAUAAUUUUGUCAAAUGUCCAUGCCUUUUUCGCAUAAAAAUUACUCGUUUUUACAUUUCGUGCCUUAAUCGAGAGAAGUCAUUCAUUAAAAACAUAACUACCAAAACCAAAUAAUAAUAUAGUAUUAAGGUAAUAAUCGAAUUUUCAAAUACAUAGGAAAAAUAAUUUUAUACAGAUUUCAUAGAUCUGCACGUCUAAAUACUUGAACUUUUUAUCUUUAAUGUUAGAUGAUUCGGAUAGAAGUUUUUAUGACGUAUAAAUCAAAAAUUGUCGAUAUCGAGUUUUAAACUUGAAUUGGUAUAAAAUGAACUAAUCAAAGUUUUGCGAAUUUCUCUUAUUUCUCUUAUUAAAAUAUAAAAGUACUUAGAAGUGCUGAUCUUGUCCUCUAAAUUCAAUUGCAUAAAAUGUAUAACCGUGAAGUAAAAAAGGAAACUAUUUUUACAUGUAUUCUACAAAAUGAACAAAAAUAUGUAGCAUUUAGAUACUUAUAUAUCUAUUACAUUAUAAUAAUGUUUUUUUUCUGCGCGAACAUAUCUCAGAUUAGGGUUAAUAAUUGACGUAGCAAUAAUUUGACGUACAAUUUGAUCCUUUUCAAAUUUUUGCCUAUAAAGUAUUUUUUACAAAAUAAGUUCAUUAGCCUAAACAUUGAAUUGCACUACACAGUAAGUAAACUCAGAUUUAUCGAAUGUCAGACAAGAUAAUUGUUCAUAAAAAGUUACAUGUAAAGCUCUGUCAAACGGUGUAUAAAAAGAAAUCUGUUUUAUCUCUCAAUUUAUAUUUGGUGCGUGAAUGAUUAAAACUGUCUUUUUAUGUUUUUGUUGAAGUGAAAAAUCAUGCUUAAAAGGUGCUACAAUAAGAAAAACAAAUGUUUAUUAACUGCCAUGUAACGAUCGUUUAGACGCAUGUUAUAUUGUUGUUACUAUUAUGAUUAUAUUUUUCAAAUGUUACUUAAAUUGUCUAUUGUAUUAUUCGACGUAAUAAAGCUGAUGAGGUGAAAUUAAAUUUUUUUUCCUUUGCAGUUAAAUACUUAUAAUGUGAGUUGAUUGUAUGUAAAAAAUAUAAUAUUCCACUAUGUUCUCGA